Molecule: messenger RNA, 945 nt
Organism: Naegleria gruberi
Lineage: Eukaryota; Heterolobosea; Eutetramitea; Acrasida; Naegleriidae
Product: ubiquinone/menaquinone biosynthesis methyltransferase
Exons: 1
Coding region: 1-915 (304 amino acids)
Biological process (GO): ubiquinone biosynthetic process
Molecular function (GO): methyltransferase activity
Source: RefSeq, a predicted model, not a curated record
AUGAGAAAACUCUUGAACGCACAAACAAUCAAAUCGGGCAGCAAAUUGUUGAGAAAUAAUUCAUCAUCAUCAUCAGCCUGUUUAUAUCAUGAAAGUAAACAAGUUUUAAAUAACAGCAGCGCUGCUGAACAAAAUUCAACAACACAUUUUGGAUUUAAAACUGUGCUUGAAUCGGAAAAGGAAAAAUUAGUUGGAGGUGUUUUCCACAAUGUUGCUAGUCGUUAUGAUAUUAUGAAUGAUUUAAUGAGCGGAUCAUUGCAUCGUGUUUGGAAGGAUCAACUUAUUGAAUAUCAUUAUAAACCACAAGCUGGUGGAACUUAUUUAGAUGUUGCUGGUGGUACAGGUGAUGUUGGUUUUAGAAUUGUAGAAGCUUUGAGAAGAAAUUCUCCUCCUGGAGUUAAGAGUAAAGUUAUCAUUAGUGAUAUCAAUCCAUCAAUGUUGCAAGUCGGAAAGGAUAAUGCUGCUAGAUUGAAAUUGUCUGAAUCUUCUCCUAAUGUUGAGAUUGAUUGGUUGGAAGCUAAUGCUGAAGAUUUUACUUCAAAGAUUGAAAGUAAUUCUGUGGACGGAUAUACCAUUUGUUUUGGUAUUAGAAAUUGUACUCAUAUUGAUAGAGUUUUGAAGGAAGCUUAUCGUGUAUUGAAGCCAGGUGGCUGUUUCUGUUGUUUGGAAUUUAGUGAAGUUAAUGAUGUCAUUGUUAAACAAAUUUAUGAUUGGUACAGUUUUAAUGUCAUUCCAAAGAUGGGUGAAUUGGUUGCAAAUGAUGCUGAUUCAUACCAAUAUCUUGUUGAAAGUAUUAGAAAAUUCCCUAAUCAAACUAAAUUUAAGGGAAUGAUUGAAGAAGCUGGCUUUAAGAAUGCCAGAUAUACCAACUUGACAUUUGGUGUUGUUGCUAUUCACUCUGGUAUUAAGCUCUAAAUAAAAGGGUAAAAAUAUGAGGUUGUUCUG